UAGUUUUGUUUUGGUUAUUUAAAAAGGAUAUUUUAAGUAAUAGGUCCUGGAUGUAAGAAAUACUUCUUCACUCUUAUUAUUCUCUUGCCAGGACUUUGUAUGUCAAUGAAUUUCUAUUAUUUAAGAGAAACAAAUAGGAAAAUUAUUUAUUUGAAGUAAUGAGCCUUUUUUAAAUUAAUUUUUACUUUUAAUACAUUUCGAGCCACUGCGGCUUCUCGGUGCAAUAAAAGUUUUCUCAAGUUUUGUAGUCAAAUUAUAAAAAAAUCCUUUGAGAUUCGAAAGGAUAAAAAUAUAUUAACAGAUAAAUCGUUAAAAAAAUCACUCCUGAUUUUUUUUCUUGUUAAACACUUAUAUAUUUUGUAUAUUCAAUACACAUACUUAAAGUCGGUAGAGGGGGAGAAAGGUUUAUAAGCGUAGUGGGGAACGAAGAAUAGAAACAGUCCAAGGGGGUCGCUUGUCCGGUUAGUUCCACAGCCGUAUCCGGUAGUUCUACUUGUAAGUUCUUGUGCUUUACACACUGUCAAAAGCAGUUUUCGUCUUUGAAAAAACCAUGGCUUUGUCACAGUUGAUAUCGUCUUUAACAAUCUCGCUUCUUUUGGUUUGUUUGGUGGAUUCGUACCCAAGCAGUGGGAACAGGAGGUCCAGAAAUUUAACACAAUCAAGAACGAAUGUGGAACCAAGGUCUCCGGUCAAGUUUCCUAAUCAUAAAAAUGCUCAAAGUAGCAAUACGAUUAGGACUCCACAAGGCAGUUGGUCGAGGGGUGGAAGUUCAAGUGGAGAGGUGUUUGUUUUUCCCGGAGAUGAUACAAAACUUGAAACCCGUAGUUACCUACCCAAGCCGAAAUGCACCGAAGGUAGUACAUUCUGCGAAAAAGUAGAUAACUACCCACAAGACCAUGUUGCAAGCAUUUUGAGAACUGCUGCUAAAGACUUCAGCGCAAUGUUUGGGCAAGACACUCCCCUAGAAAUCCAACAAAGGAUUGAUUAUCAAGAUGAUAUGCCUCUAUGUACAUCAAUAGAACAGAUAGUUUACCCGAAAAGUGCCAAAAACAAGAACAAUGAAUGGCUUUUCAUCAUAAACCAGGGAAACUACACGCAAGGAGUACGGAUUGAAAAGUGCCAGCAUACCACUGAUGACUACUCUGAUAGGUUGGUUUCUUACUAUCCAGGAAACAAGGAGAAUAUAACAAAACCAUGCGCGUUUACUCAAGGGUUCCCGUUGGGAUAUGAAACGUACUGCAAACAGAAGUACAUCUACAGGAAGCUCAUCGCUCUUGACAGCCAAGGAGAAGCUACAACGGACAUAUUCCAACUUCCUUCAUGCUGCUCAUGCGCGGUCAGGACGGCUCACUUAAGUUCCAGGUCUGGAGCUCAGCAUCUUAUGGCGAAGAUGAGAAAUUCGACGAAAACUUCCAGUUAAAUACUGUUUUAUUCAAAUGUCCCUGGUUUUUGUGAAUUUGAGACUUUUAAACAAGAACAGAAGUGGACAGCUGUUUUUGUUGAAAUUUAGAAACAAAAUUGUACAUAUGCCUACAGUUUUACCAACCAUUCAAACUACUCUAAGCAAUUUAAUAAAUUUACUAUAUAAAUGUUUACCAACAUAUUUUUUCAACAUAUUUUUUCUAGUAUUAAUAUAUUUUACAAUGUCAAUUUAAACCAAAAUACUUUGGUAUUUAACUUUGAUUGUAUAGAUUACUUUUGUGAUGUAUAUCAAUAUUUUAUUGCUAGUCUUAGUUUUUAAAACUGUGUUUCUAAAUAAAUAUUAUGUAUAAAUUAUGUAAAUUAAUUACCAUGUAAAUUAUAGAUUUAACAUUGAAAAUUUAGUGAUUUUAAUAUCUCCCUAUAUUAAUUUUGAAGUUUAUUUAUUUAUAACAACAUUUUUACAUACUAUGUUGGACACACACACACACACACACACACACACACACACACACACACACACACACACACUUCUUUGGUACCCUUGGAGUUUUACAUCUUUAGGUAUUUCAUAAGAGCAUAAUUUACCCAAGAACCUGAUGCUUAAGUUUUAUUAUGGGAUAUAGAAAUAAAUGAUAUUUAUUGUAAAUUAUUGUCAUUUGAAGAACGUCAUUGUAAAUAUGUUCAUGUAAAUAUUUUAAUUUCUUGAAUAAAAGUUUUUGCUUUAUAUUUAAA
This is a messenger RNA of Cimex lectularius (bed bug), 2154 nucleotides long. It is a transcript of the gene spz, whose product is annotated as protein spaetzle. Lineage: Eukaryota; Metazoa; Arthropoda; Insecta; Hemiptera; Cimicidae. Gene Ontology annotation, cellular component: extracellular region. Gene Ontology annotation, molecular function: Toll binding; growth factor activity. The record is from RefSeq and is a predicted model, not a curated record. Gene Ontology annotation, biological process: central nervous system formation; regulation of Toll signaling pathway; innate immune response. The coding region runs from base 551 to 1420 and encodes 289 amino acids. The transcript has 8 exons.